Messenger RNA from Petromyzon marinus (sea lamprey), 2700 nucleotides. RefSeq names its product transcriptional adapter 2-beta. Gene Ontology annotation, cellular component: nucleus; SAGA-type complex. Gene Ontology annotation, biological process: regulation of transcription by RNA polymerase II; chromatin remodeling. Gene Ontology annotation, molecular function: transcription coactivator activity; chromatin binding; zinc ion binding. The record is from RefSeq and is a predicted model, not a curated record. Lineage: Eukaryota; Metazoa; Chordata; Hyperoartia; Petromyzontiformes; Petromyzontidae.
UCGCUGGAACAAAGAGGGCGGGGGGGAGUGGAGUCAGUGACGUUUCAUCAGCACCAAGGACAGCGCCCGCCCUGCAUUGCACCCAACCACUGCCGUGCGGGCAGCAGCAAGCCUUGGGCUGGGAACAUGAUGGAUUUCACCAGCCCCCUCCUUUCUGAUAUAUUUGCAAAAUGUAUUGGAGGCCACAUUGUCCGCGGAGGACAGCAAGUGUGUAUUUUAAUACGUUACGGAUGGCCGUGCUAAAAAAAAAAGACCCAGCUAAUGUAUUGCUUAUUUUUACCGAAGGGCAAUUUACAAUUGCACUGAAAGCAAAAACCGAAGCCCAAAUCAUGAAUAAUUAUUUAUGCACGUUUAUAUAAUUAAGGGAUUUUGUAGAAAAUAGGCGCCCGAUUAAUUUAAGUAGGUCAAUACCAUGUCGGAUUUGGUUGAAGAAGGCCGUUUCCAUGGCAGCAACACAAAUACAUCAGUGGACAUAACGCACUCCGAGUGCAAUGCGUCACGAUGGAUGAUGGAUCGUUCGUGUGCGUGCCAGUCUAUACAUGCGUACACAUGUACACACGCACACACAAGCGCGCACACGUACAAUCAUUGCAUAAUUUUACAUUUCAAAUGAACUCACUCUGAGCGGAGCGCUGUCUCCUAAUUAAUAAUCGACGGUCGUCCCUCAUGCGCACUAGCGCAGGAGGGGCAAGGUCAGGGCUGCAAGGGCAGCGACGGGGCUCCUUCUUUGGCGUGGGAGGAGGGGCAAGGCAGGGGCAAGGCCGGCGGAGCCAGGGGCGCCGCUUCAUCCACCGUACCCCCUCCCCCCUCCAGCGAUGGAGCGCGGCGCGCAGUGGCAGCGCCAACGCCCCGCUCCCGAGAAAACGGCGGAGCCGGCAGCGGCACCAUCAUCCUCCUCGUCGUCAUCGUCCUCUUCUUCAUCUUCGUCGUCGUCCUCGUCAUCGUCGUCCUCGUCCUCCUCGUCGUCCUCCUCAUCCUCUUUAUCCGGCAUCAAGAAAUACUGCGUCAACUGCCUGGAGGAGGCGACCGCCUUGCGUCUGCGCUGCGCCGAGUGCGCGGAUAUGGAGCUCUGCCUCGAGUGCUUCAGCGCCGGAGCUGAGCUGGGCCCGCACCGCCGCUGGCACUCCUACCAGAUGGUCCUCCAACAGCCGGCGUGCGGCCCCGGCAGUGGCCGGGCGCCCGAGCUGCAGCAACCACCCAGGGCGACCCCCUGCGUCGCGGCGCUUGCCUCGGCACCGGUAGCGUCGGCCGCGACCCCCGCUCCGACCCAGGUUCCAAUCUCGGUGGCUCCGACUCAGACGCAGGCUCCGAUCCCGGCUCCAACUCACACACCGAUGUCAGCGGCUUCGGCGGGGGCAGCCGCGCAGACGGCGCCAGAGUCGGCGGAGGAGACGCGACCGGACGAGCCGUUGACCCGGCAGCCCGGGGCGCCUGAGGACACCCCGGCGGGACCUUCUGCCCCGUGGAGUAACUGCGAAGAGCAACUGCUGCUGGAGGCCGUGGAGCAGUAUGGCUUCGGUAACUGGGAGGACGUGGCAGCGCACGUGGGCUCCCGCACGGCGGCAGAGGCCACGGAGCACUACCUAGGUCGCUUCGUGUACGGUAACAUUGGGAGGGCGUGCAUCCCUGCCAUCAUCCCCAACAGAGUGACAGACCACACGUGCACGGAGCCCGGCUUGGGUAGCCCUCCACCGUCACCGUGUCUCCUCGAGCUCUCCCCGGCCGAGCGCCAGCAGCUGGGCUACCUGCCCCUGCGCGACGACUUCGAGGUGGAGCACGACCCCGAGGCGGAGGGCCUCAUCAGCGGCCUGGCCCUCAGCUACUCGGACGACGAGCUUGACCUGGAGCUGAAGCGUGCCUGCGUGGAUAUGUACGUCCGCCGCGUGGAGGAGCGGCAGCGGCGCAAGCAGAUCGUGCGCGAGUACAACCUCAUCGCGGGCUUCCUGGGCAAGGAGCGCGACCGCGGCCCCAAGGGUCGUCCGCCGUCCAAGGAGGAGACGGAGCUGCGCGGGAGAAUGCAGCCCUUCUGCCGCUUCCUGCCGGCGCACAAGCUCGACGAGAUGAUGGAGAGCGGCAGCCGCGAGCGCGGCCUGCGGGCGCGGUGCGCGAACUGCAGAGGGUACCGCUGCGACGGCAUCACCCGCCUCGAGGAGUCGGCCGAGUACGAGGCGGCCAAGCACCGGAGGGAGAAGCGCAAGGCUGGGAGACCCCCCACGCCGACCACGAGGCAGAGCGGGCGGCCCCCCACGCCCAACACACGUCUCGGUGCCCUCGCGCUGAGGAACAAGGAGCAGCCCGACGGCGACGCGCCCACCCUGGAGAACCUUCCAGGCUUCCAGGAGCUGUCGGAGCAGGAGCGCUUGCUGUGCACCUCCCUCGGCCUGAGCCCCACGCGCUAUGUCACCAUCAAGGCCAUCCUCAUUCGCGACUACCUCCAGAAGCGGCAGGGUAUCCCCUCCAAGCCACGCCUGCCCCCCUACCUCGACAAGUCGCACAAGAAGCGCAUCCUCAGCUUCCUAACCAAGAGUGGCUGGAUUGCCCGAGAGGCGCAAUAGAGGAUGAAGCCUCGAUUGCAUCUCCCGAUUAGCACGGUUGGCUAUGUAUGGUGCGAAAGAAGUUCAACAUACAGUGAGGGAAAAAAGUAUUUGAUACCCUGCUAAUUUUGUACGUUUGCCCACUGACAAAGAAAUGAUCAGUCUA